UCUGUAGAUACUAGAAAAAAAUGUAUACUGUAUAUAAUUUUUUUUGAUACAGUAUUACAGAAAACGUUGGAUAGUAUUGAUACGCAGAUCAAUGCAUUGUUUGUAAUUUUUUUUUAAAUAUUGACACACUUACUAUUUUCAUUUUAAACUCUGGGGGCCGCUGUAAGUCUUUGCAGCAAAUAUAAAGCUUAUGAAAAGGAGCUACACCUCCGAAGUCUGACUUAGUGUUCCGCGGAGGGCAGGACGUUCGCUUUUUUAUUUUCAUCAGCGGUUUCUCCUCUUAAGCGUGCGGUGCAUCCCGACUGGAUCAUACAGGAAAAUAAAUCACAGGCUAUACUGUCUGACAAUUAGSACUUUGGACGGAGAUUCCCUAGUAUUUGGACUAUUCUAUCGGGAAUAUGCAUUUUAUCAGCACGGAACACGCAGUUAAAUGGCAAGUACAGGCCUUCCUCCUUAUUUUUUUCAUCGAAUCCACCGUUUGCCAGAUCCGCUACUCCGUCCCGGAGGAAAUGAGAAAGGGCUCAUUUGUGGGAAAUGUAGCUGAGGACUUGGGUGUCGACGCUAACAGAUUAAAAUUAGGUGGUGCCCGAAUUGUUAGCGGUGAUAGCAGCGAGUACAUUAAGCUUGAUGUAGACAAAGGGAAUCUGGUGGUGGGAAACAGGAUAGACAGAGAGCAGCUCUGUGGGCAGACGUCGCCCUGUAGCCUGAAUUUUGAGAUGAUUCUGACAAAUCCGAUGCAGCUGCAUAGCGUUGUAGUUGAAGUGGUAGACAUUAAUGACAAUGCGCCCACAUUUCAUGAAAAGGAAAUGCACGUAGAGGUCCUUGAAUCAGCUCUUCCAGGAACAGAAAUAUUACAAAUGAGCGCCACAGAUCAAGAUGUCGGUAUCAACGCUUUGCACGGUUAUGCCUUACAUCCGACGACUAAUUUUAACAUUAAAGUUCUCUCCAGCCCGAAUGGCCAWAAAUAUGCACAGCURUAYCUUUCURAKGCUUUAGAUCGAGAAAAARAUGGRAAACUACUUUUAACACUCUCUGCUGUUGACGGGGGUGAACCGCAACGAUCAGGAAGCCUAAAAAUACACGUYACUGUUCUAGACACAAAUGACAAUGCCCCCGUUUUUAUGCAACAMAAUUUWAAGGCUUCUGUCAAAGAAAAURUUCCAGAAGGAUCUUUARUAUUGAGCUUGAGCGCAACAGAUGCAGAUGAAGGGAAGAACGGACACGUCACMUAUCAUUUUAAUCAYAUGUCCAAUAAGAUUGCYGARAUUUUCMAUCUGGAUGAAAACAGCGGCGAUUUAACUGUKAGGRGAAAAAUUGACUAUGAAGAAAAUAAAUUGUAYGAAAUUGGGGUUCAAGCAAAGGAUCAAGGCGGACAAAGCACAUCCACGAACGUAAUAAUUGAGGUAAUAGAUGUGAAUGACAAUGCGCCUUUAAUAACGCUUACCUCGUUUUCUAAUACRAUCCCCGAAGAUUCUCCUAGUGGAACCACUGUUGCUAUAAUAAACGUUAAAGAUUUAGAUUCGGGCAAAAAUGGAAAGGUGGACUGCUCCGUUAAUGGCAAUAUCCCGUUCGCAAUACAGUCAUCGCUUAAGAACUAUUACACUCUUGUCACAAACGGUGUUCUGGACAGAGAACAGAGGCCUGAAUAUAACAUCACUUUUACGGCUGUGGAUGAAGGAACUCCGCCGCUUUCUAMKAACAAGACUAUAACRCUKAGAAUWUCAGACAUAAAUGAUAACGCCCCUCUAUUUGAAAAYGAUUUUUAUGAAGCUAGUAUCGUGGARAAUAAUUCCCCGGGUUUGUCAGUGUUUUCUCUAAARGCGCAUGACUCUGAUUCAGGACARAAUGCCMGAGUGUCUUAUCUACUUAUCGAUACUGAGCUACAUGGUAGCCMCAUAUCUAGCUACGUAUCAGUAAACGCAGAAACUGGUGUUAUACAAGCACUUCGAUCAUUUGACUACGAGCAAAUUAAAAAAAUAAACAUUCACCUAAAAGGUCAGGAUGGAGGUUCGCCACCAUUAAGCAGCAACACAACAGUUAUAUUAAAUAUUCUCGAUCAGAAUGAUAACCCCCCUCAGGUUCUGUACCCAGUCCAGACKGGKGGCUCCAUGGUGGCWGAAAUGGUGCCUCGUUCAGCAGAUGUGGGCUACCUGGUGACUAAGGUGGUGGCUGUGGAUGUGGACUCUGGACAGAAUGCCUGGCUCUCCUAUAAACUCCAGAAAGCCACAGACAGAGCGCUGUUUGAAACUCUAAGGGACGCUGUUGGCCAGGAAAACAUUUGA
Molecule: messenger RNA, 2282 nt
Organism: Poecilia reticulata (guppy)
Lineage: Eukaryota; Metazoa; Chordata; Actinopteri; Cyprinodontiformes; Poeciliidae
Source: RefSeq, a predicted model, not a curated record